CGGCAGGCGUCACGCAGCUGAUCGCGCCCGGGUCCGUUAAGAGAAGGCGGCGGCGCAAGGGGAAGGGAAAGGGAAACGGGGGGAGGGAUAAAUUCCACCCCUGGGCUACCGCAAUCGCCCCUGCCCUCGAAAUUCUCGUCUCCAGAAUCCUCCUCCCCUUCGCCUCACGGGCCGGCGGCGGCGGAAGGCCGGCGGCGAAGAUGGAGAAGGCUCUUGGAGGUGGAGGAGGAGGAGGAGGGAAGCUGAGGGGCGCGGCGGGGCUGAUGGGGCUGCAGAAGCAGUACUCGUGGUCGCCCGACAUCGAGCGCGACGAGGCGUGGGAGCGGCGGCGGCGCGGGCUGCGGAGGCGCGGCUCGGAGGGGGCGCUGCGGCGCGCGCAGAGCGUCACGGACGACGACCUCGACGAGCUCCGCGGCUGCAUCGAUCUGGGGUUCGGGUUCGAGGCCCCCGUCGGGUGCGCGGCCUGCGGCGGCGCCGGGAGGAGCAGCCGCCUCGUGCAGACGCUCCCGGCGCUUGAUCUAUACUACGCCGUCGCGGCUGGCGGCGGCUCGGAGGGCUGCCCGACCCCGUGCUCCUGCGGCGCCUCGUCCGAGGCCACCUCCGAGGCGUCGCCGAUCGGGAGCCCGAUGUCCAUACUCUCUCCAGGCGACCCGCCGGAGACGGUGAAGAUGAGGCUGAAGCAGUGGGCGCAGGUGGUGGCGUUGUCCCUGCGCAACCGUGCCUGAGCCACAUACUCCGGCAACUCCGGCGUCGUCAUUGCAAUCUCGCAUCCAGAGGAGGGAGGACGAACACGCAGAAGACAAAGAAUCCCCUGCCUCGAGAAGAAACCAAGAAGGAAGAAACACACAACAGAAGACAAGAAUCUUGGGUUCGGUGACCCGCCGCCUUCCACAUUCGCUCCUCGUUCCCCGCUACCAAGACGUUUAUCAAUCAACUUUCUGUCAGAUAAUCAUUCACAACACCGGAAUCAUAAUUUGCAUUUGCUCCUGUUGAUUAGUUUCUGCACCCUCCCUCCUCCUAAUUCCUAGCUUCUCAUCGCAUUACUUCAGCUAGUUCGUAGUUUGGCUCUUUUCCUAAUUCAUAACCUCGCAUCCCUGUACAUGGCGCAUCGUUCAUCAGCUUAGUUCUCAUUGUCUCUCAAAUAAUUAAUCAAUUGUUGGUGGCUGGAUGGUGGUA
This is a messenger RNA of Brachypodium distachyon (stiff brome), 1176 nucleotides long. RefSeq lists its product as uncharacterized. The record is from RefSeq and is a predicted model, not a curated record. The coding region runs from base 201 to 725 and encodes 174 amino acids. Lineage: Eukaryota; Viridiplantae; Streptophyta; Magnoliopsida; Poales; Poaceae. The transcript has 2 exons.